GUCUCUUGGAGGCUUUACUUGAAGGCUGGUGUGUUUCUGUUUCUAUUUCUAUUUCUUCACUGGGAUUCUGCAGCUUGCAUUCCUUGCUGGGAUUCUGAAUGGAUUGUGCCUGAUUAUUGGUUCUCAGCUGCGAUCCGGUGGCUGUUUGUUUACCUUCAUCUAACUCCCCUCUCCAGGGGUUCUGUGGCGGACAGGCUUCAAAAUUCUAGAUUAUUCACGACAAAUUUCACCCAAAUUUCACACUCAAGUCAUUUUCCUCGUCAUUCGUUACUUUGCUCGCUCUCCAGUUUCUCUACUUCUGUCAUUGAAAUCAUAGUUGAACCGCUCCUGUUUAUUUACGGCUAAUCCCUCACGCAACCCGAUCUCGACGUUCUUUCCCCUUUUCCUAGACCGAUCUCCACUAUUCGAUAUAACUAGCAUUCCACAAAGAUGGCGUCGCCUUCGCUUACGGACUUGGAGCAGCGGAAUCGGCUCCCGACUCUCUUUGAAGUCCUUAGCCGUCGUACAUUAGCUCCUGUCGAUCUUUUUUCGUUUUACAUUUACAUGCGGGACCAGCAGCGCUCGGUCGACUAUUUGGACUUCUGGCUCGAUGUUUCGCAACAUAUGUCUUUGUGCCGUCAUUAUGUUCGGGAGUUACGUCGAUCCGUUUUAGUAGCGACACCCGACUUGGAGAAAGCGGAUAGCAAAGGCUCCUCCGAUGCCUUAGGGAACCUUGAGACUUUCGGCGAUAUACCGCUGGUGGAAGCCGGACCCUCUGGGUUGCGCCACGGCAACCAUGAGUUGGAUGAUCAGGACGCCGAUCAAAGAUUGUCCGCAUUCUUGCGCUCUGAUGGUCAUAACCCAGGGCACUCGCCCCAAGACAGCCUGGGCUCGCAGAAUGCCUCCCGCACACCGUCUAAUGAACAACUACCUCGCCCAAGCUCUGGAACGCGAAACGAUUCUAUUUCGCCUGGCCAUACUGUGGCACGGGCCGACAUUCGUGCAAGUGCAGAGAAGAUUCUAUAUACAUAUCUGCUUCCCGGCGCAGAAAGAGAAAUUGUACUUCCAGAGGAGAUGGUGUCUACAAUCAUCAAUUUGGUUGAAGAUGACGGCCGAGAUGACCCAGAAGUCUUUGAUCCCGCUAAAGACUAUGUUUUUCAGGCUAUGGAGCGCGAUGCAUUCCCAGGGUUUUUGCAGGCGAAGGCCCUGGGUAACCUUGUCCCGCUGAGUACAAUUGCCCGUCUCGCCUUUGCGCUGAUAAGCUUUGGUGGCGGGUUUUGGGGGGCCUUCUACGUUGUACUCCGCGACAAGCCAAGGCACAUUCGUUGUUGGUUGAUACUACCUUUUAUCGUCGCAUCCUAUUUUAUUGUCUCAUAUCAGUACAAGAUCGACCCUGUUAUGGCAUUUCUCGGAUACAGUGAAUAUACCUUUAUGAACUGGUCGCCGAUCCGCGAACCAUACGUGCGAAAGCUGUUGAACAAACGCGCCACGGCAACUAUUUUAAUCGCUGCAUUCGUCGCCACCGCGCUCAGUGUCCUGUUCAUCUUUGUUCCUGGUACUAUGCUCUGAGCUCAUUGCCGUCACAUGCCAAAUUCUGGGCCAAGUCUUCAGGUUUCGCUCUGGUGCCUCUUUCGGAAGGUUAAUGCGGGCGUUUAAUCCGGCUACCCACAACCGACAGCGCUUAUCAUAUGGCUACGAGGCCUCGUAUACA
Molecule: messenger RNA, 1690 nt
Organism: Aspergillus caelatus
Lineage: Eukaryota; Fungi; Ascomycota; Eurotiomycetes; Eurotiales; Aspergillaceae
Gene: rgsB
Product: putative RGS domain protein (Rax1)
Exons: 3
Coding region: 430-1548 (372 amino acids)
Biological process (GO): intracellular protein localization
Cellular component (GO): plasma membrane
Source: RefSeq, a predicted model, not a curated record